AUGGAUUCAAUUGGAGCCGUAUCCCCAGCUCUCAAUACAUCUGUCUCCUCGCCCGUGACUGAACGCUCCAGGAACACGGCACCCGUGGCGCAGGAAAACGACUCAACAGCCGAGCCCCCCAAGAAGAAACAGAAGCGCAACAAGCCAACGCUAUCAUGUGAAGAAUGUGUCGAAAGGAAAACCAAGUGUGAUCGAGGGAGACCUCAUUGCCUUGCUUGUAUAAAACGUCAAACAGAUUGUAAAUAUGCACAUGUUGCAAAUGUCUUGGAGGAGACAAACCGGUCUGUCAGUAAUGGCCGCCGUAUGACCAAACCCCCUAAGAGGAAACCCGAGUCGGUAUCAAGGGUGUUUGAAGUCCCAAGACAAGCCCCAAAUCCGCACGAAAGAAGUGCUUCCAGGGAAUCGACAUCUUCAUCCACUGGCCUGCUUUCCAAUGUGCCGUAUUCUCAUCCCACUGCCUCCAAUGUUUUUGGAAUCGGGUCCGAGCACCCCUUUGCAAAUUACUGGACAUGUCAGGGAGGAUUAGCAGAGGUAAUCUCGGUCUUGCCUGAUAAGCUGCAGGCCGAUAUUCUGCUGGACAUGUAUUUUGAAUGUGUUGACCCAGUCUAUCCUAUGAUUCAUAGGCAGACCUUUUACGCCGACUAUGAGCAGUUCUGGUCCCUGACUCCGGCAGAGAGAGAGCGGUCCGAUGGAGCACUGGUAGCAAUGAUAUUCGCUAUGAUAGCCAUGGGGACCCAGUUUAUCAGCACAACCACUUAUCAUGACCGACAGCAAACGGCCGAGUUUUACGUCUCAGCCGCCCACCAGGCUUUGAGAAUGAGCUCAUACCUCAAUAAGGCCUCCGUCCGGUCAAUCCAAGCCAUGGUCAUCAUAACAUACUUCUUGAUCAAUGAUAACCAUGCCUCGGACGGGUGGGCAUUUGCUGGAAUCCUCAUCCGCCAAUCCUAUGCCAUGGGCCUGCAUCGCGAUCCCGACAUCGUCUGUCCCAACGCCAGUAUCUUCGAGAAGCAGAUCCGGCGGAAACUGUGGCAGGCUGUUCUCCUCCAGGACACGUUUCUCACCGUCCUACUAUCGCUCCCACCAAGCGCAACCCAUACUGAUGUCAACGUGGAAGACCUAGUCGAUGUUUCCUCCAGCAUCGCCAACUCUAACCCUACCGACACAGCCUAUAUCCGCGGGUGCUGGACACUCGCAAACCUCGUCCAGGAAACGAUCUGCUCGCCGCGGUCUCUCGACCUUCCCAUAUCCUCCACCCCGCGGCAGAAAUCAAAACUCCUGGCCGACUUCCGCGCCGUCUACCGCUCCUUCCCAGACAUCUUCCGCUCCUGGGAUGCCGAAUCUAUUACGCUCUUAGCCCAGAGUAACAAACGCAUAGUACGCCAGACCCUGUUUCUCGCGAGUAACUAUUACCAUAGCAUUAUGUUAGUGCAUUCGAGCUCGAGUCCCGAGGUUCCGGUCAACUUCCGGGGCGCGUUGGAAGCGGCCCACGAGGCCAUCAACGCCUUCUUCCUGCUCUGCGCCAUAUUUGAGAACGAGGCGAAGGUGUGGUGGGUCUUCAAUCAUAGGGCGUUUCUGGAGGCGCUGUGUAUCGGGAGUAUCUUGCGGGAUCAGGCCAAGGACGAAAAUGGGGCCGAUGUCCUGGCUAAGGACCCCUUAUUUGUGAGGGCGAAGGCCGAUAUUCUCCAAAUGAUCGCCAUUAUGCAAAAUAUGAGUGAAGGCGAACACGGGUCUGAGGUGGCGAGAACGAGGAUCUCUGUACUGGGCAACUAUCUGUAG
This is a messenger RNA of Amorphotheca resinae ATCC 22711, 1776 nucleotides long. RefSeq lists its product as hypothetical. NCBI's taxonomy places the organism in Eukaryota, Fungi, Ascomycota, Leotiomycetes, Helotiales, Amorphothecaceae. The transcript has 6 exons. The record is from RefSeq and is a predicted model, not a curated record. Gene Ontology annotation, cellular component: nucleus. Gene Ontology annotation, molecular function: DNA binding; DNA-binding transcription factor activity, RNA polymerase II-specific; zinc ion binding. Gene Ontology annotation, biological process: regulation of DNA-templated transcription; DNA-templated transcription. Bases 1 to 1776 code for a protein of 591 amino acids.